AUGCCGGAGGAAUUAGAAAAGUCUUCGCAAAGCCUGAUUAAUCGGGCGGUGGUUUAUUCUGAACCCGGAGAGUCGUUGGAAACGGCGGUGAUUGAUCUUCCUGUUCCGCACCCUGCUGAAGGAGAAGUUCUUGUUCGGCUAUAUUAUUCUGGUGUGUGCCAUACUGAUGUAUCGUUCUGCUUGAAUGCGCUUCCAGGACUUCCUGUUCCAACUCCCAAAGGCGUUGGAAUUGUCGUUGCUCAUGGCCCAGGGAUUACAUCGCCGCCAAUUGGCUCUCGUGUUGGCAUCAAGUAUGCAGCUGAUGCUUGUCUAACUUGCGAUAAUUGUAUCGAAGGUGCUGAAGCAUCCUGCCUGAACAUAAAAAUAUCAGGAUAUUUCACACCGGGGACGUUUCAGCAGUACUGUGUUGCGACAGCGAGAUAUGUUACUCCAAUUCCUGAGAAUCUUGACCUUGCCGCAGCGGCACCUCUCAUGUGUGGAGGCGUCACGGUUUAUACGGCAUUGAGAAAAGCUGGGCUUCGGCCCGGUGAUUGGGUUACCGUUUUUGGUGCUGGUGGGGGGUUGGGACAUCUUGGAAUUCAGUAUGCGAAAGCAAUGGGUGGCCGAGUCAUCGCGUUAGAUGUUGGCUCGAAGAAAGACUUCUGCCUGAGUCAAGGUGCAGACGAGUUUAUUGACGUUACUCAGUUUGGCGUGGACGAAGAUCUUGCCGCAAAGGUCAAGUCGCUCAGCAACGGUGGCGUUCCUGCCAAAACCGGGAACAGAGUCGAUGUCAAAGAAUGUCUUAAUCUUGCAGCAAGAGGCUUUAUCAAAUGCCAUUAUCAGAUACGGAAGAUGAGCGAAUUGACAAAUGUGUUUAAGGAUAUGCAGGCUGGUCUGGUUGAAGGUAGAGCGAUCCUCGACUUGGACGGAAUGUAA
Trichoderma aggressivum f. europaeum is the source of this 915-nucleotide messenger RNA. RefSeq lists its product as uncharacterized. NCBI's taxonomy places the organism in Eukaryota, Fungi, Ascomycota, Sordariomycetes, Hypocreales, Hypocreaceae. The record is from RefSeq and is a predicted model, not a curated record. Gene Ontology annotation, cellular component: cytoplasm. Bases 1 to 915 code for a protein of 304 amino acids. The transcript has 6 exons. Gene Ontology annotation, molecular function: alcohol dehydrogenase (NAD+) activity.